AUGGCGGAAGAGGAGACACAGACCGCGGAGGAGAUGGCGGCGAACCUCGCGUCGUACAAGGAGCAGCUCGCGCAGGUCGAAUCCCUCCUCGCGGACGAGCCGGACAACGCGGAGUACCUCGACGUCCGAGAGAGCCUCGCGGAGGUCAUCGCGCUGACGGAAGAUCUCUUCGCGUCCGCGACGACGGACGCCGACGCCGCGGCCUCCGCAGCCUCCGCGGACGCCGCCGCGCCGCCGCCGACGUCCUACCCGCCGCCGCCGCCGCACGCCUCCGCGUCGACGACCGCGGCGACUGACCGCGCGGCGGCGACCGCGGCGGCGCUCAUGGCCUACCCUCCCGGCGCGACGUGCCAGGCGCGCUACGACGGCACGUGGUACGACGCGCGGAUCGAUCGCUGGGACGAAGCCGCCGGCGCGGUGCGCGUGUCGUUCCCAGCGUACGGCACGGUCGCGACGGUGCCGACUGUGGACGUCCGGCGGGUCGGUCCGGGGGGGGGUGCCGCGGGGGGUGCCGACCGAGGCGGCGGCGUCGCGUCGGCGGCGUCGGUGGACGCGGGCGCGGAGGCCGCGGCGGGGGCGGCGAGGGAAGUGUACAAGGGCGUGCCCGCGCCGAAGCGUCUGCGCGUCGGCGGCGACGUCACCGAGUUCGUGAAGAAGGAGCUCCCGAAGAAGCUCAUCGUGCUGGAGGGCGACGACGAGGCGACGCGCGAGCGGAAGCGAAAGCAAGCGAAGGCGUUCAAGGGGAAGCAGAGGAUGGCGGAGAUGGACGCGGAGCAAAACGCGAAGAAGAGUUCGUGGGCGUCGUUUCAGAGUAAAGUCGCCGGGAAGAAGCGGACCGGGUUCGUGUCCAAAAAGAUCGGCGUCAAGGCGAAGAGCAUGUUCAGCGUGGGCGAUGGCGGCAGGGUCGGCGUCGUCGGGUCGGGGAGCGGGAUGACCGCGGAGAAAGGCGAGCGGAAGCGCCACGAGUUCGACAAGUGA
Molecule: messenger RNA, 978 nt
Organism: Micromonas pusilla CCMP1545
Lineage: Eukaryota; Viridiplantae; Chlorophyta; Mamiellophyceae; Mamiellales; Mamiellaceae
Exons: 2
Coding region: 1-978 (325 amino acids)
Cellular component (GO): nucleus
Source: RefSeq, a predicted model, not a curated record